Molecule: messenger RNA, 1314 nt
Organism: Clunio marinus
Lineage: Eukaryota; Metazoa; Arthropoda; Insecta; Diptera; Chironomidae
Source: the annotation of a GenBank genome assembly
AUGGCGACAGCUACGACUAUUCCGGAAUUCUUUGCAAAUACGAUUUCUACGUUUAUCGCUGAAUCAGAUAUGGGAUUAAGCGCUAUAAUCGGAAGUAUGAUGUUUAACACACUAGGAGUUGCUGCUUGUGCUUCCUUAUUUACAAAGAAACCAAUUCAAAUCGAUUGGUGGCCGAUAACAAGAGAUUCAAUUUUAUUUUCAAUCAAUAUCGUAAUUCUUGUGACUUUUGCAUGGGAUGGCGUAAUUAUGUGGUGGGAAUCUUGCAUUCUUGUCACACUCUACGUUGGUUAUUGGAUUUUAAUGUUCCAAAAUCCAAGAAUCAAGAAGUUUGUCAAGCACAUUGUUGAAGAUAAACUGAUGUGGUGUCAACGAAUUAAAAAUUAUGAUAUUGCAAAUCAGCGUCCUUACAGUUUAAAACCAUUUGUUGAAAAUGGAGUGACACGUCAACUGUCAAACAAUUCACAAAUUAGCGUUGAAAAUGGUAACACAGAGAACUUUAAACCUUAUUACAAUCAAGGAUUUGAUGCUUCAAGCGUAUCAAUUAAUGUAAUUGAGUUCUCAUUUGAUGAUCGAAGGAAAUCAUUUGACAUAAAUUCUAUCGACCCUCCAAUCAUUCCAAGAAGUGCAGCAGAAAGAAGAAAAUCGACUGACUUGUCAAUAGUGUAUGCGGAGGUAGAAGAAGAAGAAUAUGGUCUUUGGGAGAUUCCUAAGGGUGUUGGAUAUUUUAACAUAUUCUGGUUUUUCUUCACAUGGCCGAUAAAAUUCCUAUUGCAGUACACGAUUCCUAAUCCCAUCACUCACAAGAAAUGGUACAUUGUUUCAUUCAUCAUGUGUAUCAUUUGGAUUGGUGGCGUUUCUUACUUAGUUUUCUGGAUGGUUGUAAUCAUUGGCGAUACUUUUGGUAUUCCCGAUGCUGUCAUGGGGUUAACUUUUCUUGCUUUCGGAGGUUGCAUGCCUGAAGCAAUCUCAGCCGUGAUUGUGGCAAGACAAGGUUCAGGGCAGAUGGGAGUUAGCAAUGCACUUGGAGCUAACAAUCUUGCCAUUCUGUUCAGUUUGGGACUGCCAUGGUUUAUAAGGACAAUGGUUGAUGGUGCGGGAUUUAAUGAUGCACAAAUUCGCAUAUUUUCUUCUGGAAUUGAAUUCACAAUCAUGACAUUACUGAUUGCUGUCGCUAUUCUUUACAUUUCAAUGGCAGCAGCAGGAUAUAAACUUAGAAAGACUGUCGGUCUUUUCCUUGGCAUUGGAUAUGUCUUCCUUGCGACAUUUGCUAUCUUAGUGGAACUUAAUGUUUUAUUUGUGCCAGAAGGUUGCUGA